Messenger RNA from Electrophorus electricus (electric eel), 5564 nucleotides. RefSeq names its product eph receptor B6 (gene ephb6). Gene Ontology annotation, cellular component: dendrite; plasma membrane. Gene Ontology annotation, biological process: ephrin receptor signaling pathway; axon guidance; protein phosphorylation. Lineage: Eukaryota; Metazoa; Chordata; Actinopteri; Gymnotiformes; Gymnotidae. The record is from RefSeq and is a predicted model, not a curated record. Gene Ontology annotation, molecular function: ATP binding; protein binding; transmembrane-ephrin receptor activity.
UCCUCUCAUCACACUUCCAGUGGAUCACAGUGACAGAAAUGUGGAGAACCUUCCUCUGUCUCCUCCUCGUACUCCAGUCCAGUUCAGCUGAAGAAGUGAUGCUCCUGGACACUACUGAAUCCACGUCUGAACUUGGCUGGACAACUUAUCCUGAUACUGGAUGGGACGAAGUGAGUGUGCUCGACGACAAGGGCAAGCUCAUCCGCACCUUCGAGGUGUGCAACGUCAACCAGAACCCCCGUCUCCAGGACAACUGGCUGGCCACGCCCUUCUUGUACCGCCAGUCUGCUCCACGGAUCUUCGUCACGCUGCGCUUCUCUGUGCGCGACUGUGCUAGUCUACGCUCCCCCUCCCCAACCUGUCGGGAGACGCUGACGCUCUACUACAAACAGGCCGACUCCCAGAGGGAGCUGGAGAGGACCUGGGCCGCAGAGCCUUCCAGUGGGGAGACCAGAGAGGGCUGGGUGAAGAUAGACACUAUCGCGGCCGACAAAAGCUUCAGCCGCGUGGAGCCCAGUCUUCCUCACCAGUACAAUCCGGAGAGAAUGCAGCGCGUCAACGUCAAGACCCGUAGCUUUGCACCUCUCACGCGCCUCGGGUUUGUUCUGGCUAUAGUGGACAGUGGAGCGUGCGUGUCACUCAUGGGUGUGUCUGUAUUUUACCGCCGCUGUCCAGCAGUGAGUCGUUAUCUGGCCUCCUAUUCAGCCACGCCCUCAGGAGCAGAGCCUACAGCUCUGGUGCCGGUGACCGGGACUUGUGUAGCUCACAGCCAAUCACAAGGUGGGACAGCGCCCCGGAUGCACUGUAACGCAGAAGGUGAAUGGAUGGUGCCUGUGGGAAAGUGCACGUGCGAUGCAGGAUAUGAACCAAGUCAAAACAGCUCCGCCUGCCUUGCCUGUCCAGUGGGCACCUAUAAGGCCUCCGCAGGUUCGGCUCCCUGCAUAAGGUGCCCAGCUAACAGCAGGACGGGUCUGGAGGCCUCUGAAGAGUGUGAGUGCCGUAGCGGGUUCUACCGGGCACCAGGUGACGCCAGCACCACUGCCUGCACGGGACCCCCCUCUGCUCCUGUCUCUCUGUCGUGGGAGUAUGAGAGCUCUAAAGGAGGGGUGGCUCUGUACUGGAAGCCCCCACAGGACAUGGGCGGUAGGAGCGAGGUGUGGUAUGGCGUGGUGUGCCGCAUCUGCCCCGCCGCCAAAAACAGCCCCUCCAGCGUCUGCUCGUGGUGCGGCGAGACGGUCACAUACGGGCCCUCUCAGACCGGCCUGAGGCAGACCAAGGUUACCCUCGGCAACCUGCUCACCAGAGUCACCUAUGUCAUACAGAUUCAAGCGAUGAAUGACGUGUCUGCCCUCAGUCCCUUCCCACCCCAGUCUGCUACCAUCAACUUCACCACCAGCCAGUCAGUACCUUCUGAGGUUCCCGUGCUGCAUCAGCUCAGCAGUUCCUCAGACUCCAUCACCCUGUCCUGGCCUCAGCCGAACCGGCCCAACGGAGACAUCCUGGAAUAUCAGCUCCGCUACUAUGACAAGGGCUCUGAAGAGACCAGUGUAGUAAGCGUGUUCAGCGAGACCAACACCAUGACUGUGACCUCACUGAUCCCGGGCUCCAUCUACGCCUUCCAGAUCCGCGCACGCAACGAGAGAGGCUUCGGUCCUUACAGCCAUACUAUCUACUUCAGUACCAUGGCCAGGGAGGAGAAUUCGAGGCAGAUUCAGAACCGCCUGCCGCUAAUGGUUGGGUCAGUGAUGGGCGGAGCUGCGUUUCUAUUGGUGGUUGCAGCAGUUGUCGUGGUGUUUGUCUUCAGAAGCAAGAGAAGAGAGAGCCCAUACAGUGACAGACUUCAAAGAUAUAUUAGCAACCGAGCUGGGGCCAAGUAUUACGUAGACCCCUCCAUGUAUGAGGACCCAAGUGAGGCAGUAAAAGAAUUUGCCCGAGAAAUUGAGCCCACUCAACUGAAGAUUGAGGAAGUCAUCCGAGCUGCUCAGUUUGGUGAGGUGUCACGUGGACGAUACCGCCCCCUGGGCCGUAGAGAGAUGCUGGUAGCUGUGAAGACUCUGCGUUGGGGGGUGACCGACCAUGAGAGAGGAGUGUUCCUACGUGAGGCAGGUGUCCUGGGCCAGUUUGACCACCCCAACGUGCUGAAGCUUGAGGGUGUAAUCAUACACACGCCUCCUGAGCGGAUCAUUACUGAGUUGAUGGAGAAUGGCCCCCUGGAUGCCUUCCUCAGGGAAAAUGAGGAUCAGUUCAGCGUCCUGCAGUUGGUAGGAAUGCUGAGGGGUGUUGGAGCAGGGAUGCGCUACCUUUCCGAGCGGAAUUUCGUGCAUCGGGACCUAGCAGCCCGGAACGUUCUGGUGAACUCAAACCUUGUGUGCAAGGUCUCAGACUUUGGCCUGUCGAGGCUCAUGAAGGGCACGGACCACAACAUGCCUUCCUACACCGCAUCGCUGGGCAGUAAGAUCCCUGUAAGGUGGACAGCUCCUGAGGCCUUCCAGCAUCGCAAGUUCAGCUCAGCUAGUGAUGUCUGGAGCUUUGGGAUCCUCAUGUGGGAGGUGAUGUCAUACGGAGACCGGCCAUACUGGGACAUGAGCAAUCAGGAAGUAAUGAAGGCGGUAGUGGAGCAGUACCGGCUGCCUGCCCCGAGUGGUUGCCCCUCUGCUCUUCAUGCUCUGAUGCUGCAGUGCUGGCAGGGUGACAGGCAGGAUCGCCCGGGGUUCGACUCCCUCCUCUCCUCCCUGGAUCGCCUCAUACGACACCCUGCCUCUCUGAAAGCAGAGCUUGCUCGUCCCACCCAGCCCCUGCUAAGCCCCACCCAUACAGAUCUGUCAUCAGUGACAACGGUCCAUGAGUGGCUGAUAGCACUGAGAAUGGACCGCUACAGGGAUGAGUUUGACAGAGCACAGCUGCACAGUCUGGAGAGAGUGAGCUUGCUCACUAUGGAGGACAUGCGGGCUUUGGGCGUGAACCUGGUGGGUCAUCAGAGGAAGCUUGUGAACUCAGCACAGCAGCUCAGGACUCACCUCACUCAAGGACAGGUGGAGGUCUAGGAGACCCCGCCACCUGCCUCUGGUGUAGGAACACUACUGUGCACCCGAGACCUGCCCUGAGCUCAAGUCCGUCCACGCUGGAGCAGGAGUCCAGGAAAGCAGGGACAUGCGGAGGAUGAGGAGGCCAGCUGGGAUGAAGACCCAUCCAUUACUCUGUGCUCCUCCUCUCUCCCUUAUUUGUUCCUCCAUCACUACUUCCGCCACCUCACCCACCCACUACAAAUUAGCUAUGAGCUUGCUCCUUAGGAAACAAUAGGAGCUCCUGCCAUGUUCAAACGCAAAGACAAUCAGAGAUCUUUUAAAGGCCGGCAAUUGGCUGUUGUGUCUGCACUGGUAUUAUUUGAAAGUCAGUGACUGUAGUGGUAUGAUUUAUUGGUUAAUACCUGCUCUGAAAUGAUGCUGUCUCUGACCCAUAUAUUGCUGCUCUGCCAAUCAUUAUAUUAAUUUACAGUACUGUGCAAAAGCCACCAUUAGAUUUGUUAUUUUAGUAAUGGUAUAAUAACCAUAUUUAAUUAUUUAUCUCUUUUUUUAGAAUACAACCAGAAAAUACAGAAAAUGCGUAUGAAGUAUUUAAAAAAAAAAAAACAGAUAAAAAAUCUGAUAAAACAGCUUCUUUGGCUACAGUGGAAAGUGUUAAGUGUAACCUCCCCUUACACUUGAGCAGGAGCACAAACCUGACUCUCUUAAACCUAAAAGUAUUGGAACGUGAAUGGAAUGGUACCAGACGAUGACUUCAGAAAACUUCAGGACAGACUCCCCAAAAGAGUUCAAGAUGUGCUUAUUGUCAAGGGAGAUCACUGACUUUGCCUGUAGAAACCAUAUUGUUCAGAAUAUUUGUUUUUCUUUUCAUUUUGUGUACAUAUUUCUUGAAUUUUCUGUUAGUAUUUUAAUAAAGAGACAAGAAAUCUACUGGUGACCUAAAACUAUUGCACAGUUCUGUAGCUAGUUUAGCUCCGCCCAUUACUGUCAAUGUCCAAUCAGAAUGGUAAAUCAGUUUAUUUACCACACAGAGAGAGAAGUAAACUGAGGCCCCCAUGGCCUAUAAAGAUGAUAAUUUAACUACCCAAUAAAAUGUAAAUAACUGCCAUUCAAGUAGAAACCACUGAGUUAUCUCAGUUUAACCAACUUCUCCAUUCUGUUUCUGACAAGUCAAGAUAGCAACUAUUACUCAGUGCAUUAACGACUACAGUUGUUACAUUGCAUAAAACUGUAAUGUUAAUGCAGUAAUACGUUUUUAUGUUCAGAUCAAGAUGGAUGACUCUUUUUUUGCACACACUCAGUCCAGUGGAAUUUUACAUCAUCUUAUAUAUUCAUAAAGGUUCACAUACCUCACAAGGACAUAAGGAUCUGGUGUCGGCACAGAAAGCAGGAAAUGCCUGAACACUUUGCAAAAAAAGUGUGCAAAAAAAGGUUUGUUUGUUUUUUUACUUUGUACAGAAGACAACAAGGGUACAGGAGUGUUUUUUUUUUAUGUUUUAAAUGUUUAAAUACCUUUAGGCCAUACAGACAUUGUCAGCAACUGCAGGCUAAUCAGAGCAUAUGCGUUCAAAUUAGGAAGUGGCAGUUUUGCUCUUACAGAAAUAGGCUAUCUUCAGAGGGAAAUCUUCCACAUUCCAGUUAGGUCUGCAUUUGAUGAUACACACCUCAUCCAUAAUUAACUUUUUGAGGUCUGCAUAAUGGAUGUUAUAGUAUUUAAAAGAGAAUAUAUAAUGCAAUAUACAGAGAACUAUAAGUUAGUUACACAGUCCAUAUCAGCCUGAACUUCUCAGGAACAAGCACUCAAGAAAAAAUGAAGUCCCAAGAAAAGCUGAGUGGUGUCUUGGUAAGCACAAAAUAUGUAAUGCAGGGCCCUGUCCUACGUCAGGAUAUUAAAUCCCAAACUGUGUGGUAAACGUUUCUUUAGGGACCACAAACAAAUGCUAAAAACUAAAGAAACCUUCUGUACUUUAAAGAAUACUGUACUUGAACCAUUAGUGUCAGAAGCUGUUCCAUCAUACAACAGAACAUUAAGUUAAUGCAUGCCUGCAUAUGGUCUGACAGAGAACGUUAACCUGAUUCAUUGUCACUGACAGACGACAGACUGCUUCACCUGCCUUUAACACAGAGCUAAUUGCUUUGAUACAGCAGUAGAUAUAUGUAGAUAUGCCAGUAUACACAAAUUUAUAAGGGCAAACCUAGAAGUGCAGCUGAGAGUUUAAACAGGAACACUUUAUGCUUUUAUAUUAUUUUUAAUAAGGGUGAAACAAGGUAAAAUGUGAUGCUUCAGAUAAUUUCUACACCAUCCUGAUGUAUUAAUUUAAUGUAUUAGUACUGUUUAAUGCCUUUACUUUGAAAGUCAUCUAGAGGGGCGAUCAGAAGGGCAUGCUUUAUUAUGCAUAAUUAUUAAAUUCCCACCAAAUGCCUGCAUUCUGCUUCUGGAAGACCUUGAGAGCAAUUGUUACGUUUAAUGCCAUAACAAAAAGGGAAAAGGCUUCUGAGUAAGACUUGGGAGCAUAUUGUCCAGCUGUCUGUUCGCGUCCA